This is a messenger RNA of Vicia villosa (hairy vetch), 2194 nucleotides long. Its product is annotated as protein ACCELERATED CELL DEATH 6-like. The record is from RefSeq and is a predicted model, not a curated record. Bases 85 to 2064 code for a protein of 659 amino acids. The transcript has 4 exons. Lineage: Eukaryota; Viridiplantae; Streptophyta; Magnoliopsida; Fabales; Fabaceae. Gene Ontology annotation, cellular component: plasma membrane. Gene Ontology annotation, molecular function: protein phosphatase regulator activity; protein phosphatase 1 binding.
AGUAGCAACCCAUACGCAAGAGGAAAGCUGAAUAAUUUGCUGGGUGAUCGAGCUUGAAGCAGUUCAGGCAAUAUUUUGGUUGAGAUGAUUAAUAGCGAAAAGGAAACUGAACUUGAAAAUGAACCCACUGAAGUCGCUCAUGUCAUUGAAAAAUGUUGCAAAUUUGAUAAUCAAAUUAAUUUGAUUAGCAAUGCAUAUCACUUGGUUCAUGGAGGUCCAAAGAAAUUGUUAGAUGAAUCUUCUAAUCUAACUGAAAUUGAGACCCCUAUGCAAAAUAGCCUGUUACACAUUGCAGCUUUGAAUGGUAAUGAGGACAUUGUUCCUUUUAUAAUUGAACGUGCUCCAAAACUUUUGUUUAAAUUUAACAAAAACCAGGACAGUGUAUUACAUGUUGCUGCAAGAAGUGGAUGCAUCUCAACCAUUAAAAAGCUCUUUGAAGGUUAUACUAAUUUUAAACGGCAUGAUAUAAAAAUAGCUUGGUUUAAUUACAAUAAAAAUGUUGAUUUGGAAGUUGCGUAUGAUGACAAGUCAAAUAUGGAGGAUCUAUUAACUUUUGUUCAAUUGAAGAAUGAUCAAGGCAACACUAUGUUUCAUGAGGCAAUGUUAUGUGACAAGAGAAAUAUUGAUGGGGAUACGAUUUUCCAAGUUUGUGAGCUUUUCAAAACAGAAGAUUCGUCCAAGAAGUCAUUGUCAAAUAGUUGUUAUGAUUAUGCACUAAAUACUGUUAAUCAUGAAAAGAAAACAGUACUUUAUCUUGCAGUCGAAAAUGGAAAGAAGGAUGUUGUUGAAGUAAUAUUAGAGAAGUGUCACAAGAAUGAUGAUAAGCCAGAGGGAUUAUCGCCUUUUAUUGCAGCAAUAAUGUUUCAUAACGAAGAAAUAUUGAGGAUCAUAAUAAAAAACAAGCCAACUUGGAUCCAUUCAAUGGAUAAACAUGACAGGUUUCCUCUUCAUUAUGCUGCAUCUAUAGGUUACCUUGAAGGUGUUGAUUUAUUACUUGAAUUGUGUAAAUGUUGCACAAUUAAAAGGGACAAAUAUGGUUAUUUCCCAGUCCAUCUAGCAUCUUAUGGAGGCCAUGUGGAAGUAGUGAAGAAGUUAUUACAAUAUUGUCCAGAUCCAACAGAGAUGCUUGACACUUCCCAUGAGCGUAAUAUUCUUCACAUUGCAGCAAAGCAUGAAAAAUAUGAGUUAGUAUGCUACAUAUUACAAAGUGAAAUUCCUGAACUUCAUAAGCUAAUAAAUCAACAAGAUAAAAAUGGAGAUACCGCUUUGCAUUUGGCCGCAAGAUCAUUGCAUCCCACAAUUGUAUACUACUUAGUUAACCAAAAUAACAAAAAGGUGGAUCUUGAUUUGGUUAACAAUAACAAGGAAACAGCUUUUGACAUUGUUAGUUCACUUUACCUGGUUGAUAGAUCGUCUUUGCGACAGCAUCUUACAUGGACUGCACUCAAAUCUGUGGGUGCAAAGCAAAGUUCAAAGAAAGCUACACUCCCUAUUGAAUCUAAACCAAGAAACACUGAUGAAGGUAAAGAAAAAGAAAAAUCUACAGAAAUAUACAAGGACAGAUUAGAAAACCUCACAAUUGUUUCAACCCUUAUAGUCACAACGUCAGUAGCCGCAUGUUUAGCCGUUCCAGGUGAAGCAGAAGGUGAAGCGCAUAACUUAAAACAUGCAAUGUUUCAAGUUUUUGUCAUCUUCAUCACAAUAUCAUUGUUCAGUUCCAUUAGUGCUACAGUCAUGCUCUUUUGGGCAACACUUGGAUUAAAUGAAUUGGUGACUUUCACUCUCAGGAUUGUGAUGCCACUUCUUGGAAUCGCUCUCGUUUCAUUAUCUUUGGCUUUUAUGGCUGGUCUAUACACUGUCAUCAGUAAACUUUGUUGGUUGGCCAAUGUGUUUUUGAUUAUGACAGUGAUAUUUAUUAUCAUUGUCGUUUUUCUAUAUACACUCCUUUUCCUUCCAUCAUCAUCAACUAUAAAGCCUUUGAGAUACAUUUCACACUACCCUUUUGUUUUUUUAGCAUCACGUACAAAGAGUAAAAGUGAUCAAGACAUUAAUCCUUGGGGGUAGUAUAGGUUAAUAUUAAUGUAAAUUGUGGCUAAGUAGGGUUUCACCAUGCCGCUUUCUUUAAUAAUACCCACUUAGUUAUAUGCAUGUAUCCUUUGUAAUAUAUAUUGGCAAAUAUGUAUGUUUCUCUUGU